AUGUCCGGCAUGAGACUUCGGGACUCCUCAAGGCUGAGGAUUCCCGGCCGUUACCAAGAAGACCUCGGUCCGUCCAGGGCUGACCGCCCGCUCUUCGUGCAUCCAGAUGUGCCGUUCAACCCGGAUCUGGUCCAGUACUGUGCCCACCCCAGCCUGCCCCUGGACUACCCUGGUAUGGGGCCCUCCGAGGCAGUGAAAGCUCGCCUGGAGGCGCUUGCAGCAGAGGAGGCCCAAUCCGGGAACGACGCCGAGCAAUCAGGAGCGGGAGAGGAGGUUCCGGUGGUUGCGACUUGCGACCAGGUCACACAGGAUGGCACCUCGGAAUCUAGCAGCGAGUGUAGUCGGGGACACAGAGACCGAAGGGGCCAGAGGAGGCAUGCUCCCUCGAACCUGAACAACAUGUUCGCCGGAUUAACAAUCAGUGAGCCCGCCUCGCGCAGCACCGCCCCCAUGCCUGCUGAGCCUACCGUCACUGCCACCACAACCACCACAACCACCACCACCACCAACAACAACAACAACAAGAAGAUGGCGCCUUUCGCACGCCCGGCACGUGUGGCCAAUGUCCCCUGGCGCAAACCAGGUCAGAAGCUCGCCGAGAACAGCAAGAAGAGGAAGAAGCACGGCAGCCAAGAUCGGCCCAAUUGGGCUGAUCUUCCGGAUGGCAUCAGAUAUGCCAUCAUUCACGACCUGACUCGGACGGCACCCCUUUCCCAGGUCGUCCAAGCCCUCGACCUUGGGCACGUUGAGGUCUCUUCUCUCCUCGGCUUGAUCUCCGAGGAGAGUAGGAAAAAGAAGAAAUUCGCCGAGCUGCUCCUGCAGCACGGUGACGAUGCCGGGAUCCCCUCGGCAGAGGAGUUGGCCGCCCUCUGCCCCGUUACCGAGGGCAUUACGGCCGAGGAGGUCCGGUGCGGCCGGGCCUUCCUCAGGUUCCUGGGUCUCGACGGUGUGGCGGCCGGUUUGGGCUUCUGGGAGGGGACGGGUGCCGACUUUCACGACGUCCAGGUCGAUGAAGGAUGCUGGGCCCUCGUCGACGGCUUCGACCUUCCGGACGGCGGCGACGGCGAGCGCCGCAGCUUGCGCAGGCUGCGGAACUUGAAGGGGGCGGAGCUGCUGCUCCGGCUGGACCCUCCGACCAAGACUCUCAACCCACAGCGGUUGAAGUCUGGUAGCGGCGGCCCGUCCGCUCGCGCCGCGAGGUCGGGGCCGAUCCGGGUUCCUCCGUCGGAAGGACUCCACCCGUUGAACUACACCGUGGCGGGGAAGAGCGGUCGGCGGUACUCGACCCUGGACAAGUCGGACUGGCCGGCCUGGGAGGCCCUCCGCGACACCGGUAUGGUCCCGGAGGCCGGCCUGGUGGUCAUGACCGCCAACUCUCUUGUGCCCGACGAGGUCGCCUUUCUGAGCUCCGAGGACCUCGAAACCAUCAGCGUCGCGCAGCCCGCGGAGAUGUUUGGGUCGUUGCCCGCCGACGACAGCCACGUCUUCGCGGGACAAGAACCCGACCCCUAUCCUCGCGCGCCGGGGAACGGGCACCACAACCCAUUUGACGACGACUACGACCUUGAGGUGUUCGUCGACAGUCCCGUGAAACAGAAUGAGGCGGUUACCGAGCAGCAGCCGCAACACCGCGCCGAGUCGACAAGUACUCAAACGGCACUCGAAGAGCAAGCCACCCGGGACCCGGCAACCCCGGAGGACAGGGACCAUGAAAUGGAGAAUGUGUCGACUCAGCCAUUCAACCUGCAAGCUCCAGCGGCGUCGCAUCAACUCUUCCCGGCCGGACAGACUGGCCCCUUCGAUAUGGAUGCCGCCACGCUUGCACUCAACCAGUUCCUCAUAGCACCACGUCUCGCGGUGCGCCAGCUCGACCCAGAGCUAGCUUCCAGCGCUGCUGAGGUCAUUGCCCGAGUUUCCAGUGCCAAGCCCCGGGUCCGCUUCGAGGAUGAAGCGUUGACGGACUCAACCCUAUCGCGUCAACAUUCCCAGGCCGUCGAUAUGGGAGAUUCACCGACAUUUGAUGAGCUGGAGGAUCUUCUUGAGGGGGCCGACAUCGUCUCGCCGAAGACCAAACUCUGGGGGGAGGCCACCCAGAGCAAGAACGCCCGGAGCGAGAGCGGCUGGAGUCGCGAGUUCUGGGCCAGAAGCCUCUGGCACUACAAUAUCCGGCACAAGGAAGCAUGCUCGCGUCAGCUCCCCUCCGCCACUUCGUCCUCUCGGACCAAGUUGGCUCCGCAGGCAGAGAAGAAUCCUCGUUCCCGCACAUCAUCGGGCGACGGGGACGAGGGCGAGGGCGCAAAAGAACAUUCGAAGCUGGUAAAACGCCGAGCAUACAAGCCCGAACCGGACGAAAACGGACAGCCGAUCAAGCGCAUACGGCGCAAACCCACACCCGAGCUCGACGAGAACGGGCAGCCGAAGAAGCGCCCCAGGGGACGCAGGCCCGGUUCACGCACGGGUACCGGGAAGGAUCCGGGCCAGUCCGCUCCACGGCGCCCGGGGUUCACAUGCGAAGGGGAUAGGCUGCUGCGGUCGACCGAAGGCAAGAUAAUGACGCGCGCCGAACUCGAGGAGGCGUACCCGCAUGACCAGCGCAUAUACCGCUCCGGUGGAAACCUGGGGGGCGGCAAGUUCGAGAUCAUCGCCACGGGCGUGUUCUGGUCGUUCGUGCCGGAGGAUGAGCAGCAGGCUGCCGCCGAAGAACAUAAGCGUCGCCGCGAAAAGAAGGCCAACCAAGACGAGGGAAUGAACGAUGGCACGGGCGUGAACGCGCCCACGGCCGCCUCGAGCAACAACAAUGGCAAAAACGCCGCCCUCACCCGAACGGUCGCUCAUUCCAGCCUUACUUCUCCCGAAAGCUCGACCCCUCCUCAACCGGGCCUCUCCACCCCCGUCGGAAAGCCCAAGCAGACCAAGCUGCGCAUCUUCCGUCGCAACGCCCCGGCCCACAUCACCCUGCAGGCUUCGGCGAGCGCCCCUCCUGCCACGGCGACGACGGUCCCGAAGACUCCCACGACCGUUCCCGCUCCGGCCGGCAUCUCAGCGGCCCCAGCGGCGACAGCACACGCAGGCACGACCGCGGCACCGGCACCGGCACCGGCCCAUGUCCCUCGCCCACUGGCCCCGCGUCCUCCGCGCAACACGACUCCCGGCGGCCCCUCAGCUCAACGACCGGUAGUGCCAGGACCGGCUCUGGCGCCGGCGGCGAUGGACCCCCGCCGAGCGGCCCGCGUCCGGGAGCUGAACGAGCGGUGCGCGCGGUACCACGUCGCGACGCGCGACCGGUUCGACUCGGACGAUGCGUUCCUGGCGCAUGCCGAGUCCAUGCUGCCCUUGCUGUAUCCGGAUCUGGGCGGGAGUCGCGCUGGGAGUGCUGGUGGUGGUCCUCCUCCGCCUCCUGCUCUGGGGUCUAGUCGUUCGUUUAUUUGA
Molecule: messenger RNA, 3429 nt
Organism: Thermothelomyces thermophilus ATCC 42464
Lineage: Eukaryota; Fungi; Ascomycota; Sordariomycetes; Sordariales; Chaetomiaceae
Exons: 5
Coding region: 1-3429 (1142 amino acids)
Source: RefSeq, a predicted model, not a curated record